CUGCCGUUGAAUCUGCUGGUGCAUGUGUUUCAGGAGCGGGUUCUGAAAAUCAAGAGGAGGGUGGCCGGGCAGCUCCGAAAGAAAAGGAUCAGUACACAGUGGGGCUGGAGGUGGAGGUCGGGCAGCUGAAAAUAAAGAACGGGGAUCUGAAGAUGAAAGUGGACAAGCUGCAGAAGGAGACAAAAGAGCUACAGGAGCAGCUGGGGGCGGCAAAGGACGAGGUUGAAACGUGGAAGAAAGACGGCGUGCUUAAGGAGGUCCUGGAGGCGAAGGAGAGGGAGGUAGAGGCGCUUAGGAGGGAGAUGGAGGAGGGGAAGAGGCAGGCGAGUGGGCUGCGCAGCGGAAGGAGCAGGAGGAGAGCGCGGUUGCGCUUGAUGUGGAGAUGGGAAGCUGCGAAUGAAGAACAUGGACCUCAAGAGCAAGGUGGAGAAGCUGCAGCAGCAGGUGCGCGAGCAGAAGGAGCAGCUGGGGGACUUGGCAAGGCAGGGGCGGGUGGGGAAGGGGUGGUGCUGGCAGUGGGGGCGGGUCGGAGAAAGGGAGAGGGCCGGUGAGUAGAAGUGCCAGCUGGAAGGGAGGAGUAGGCGGCGGAGUGGUGGGGGCGGCAGGAGGAGGAGCAGGAGGCGAUAGUUUGGGAGGGGACGGGGAAGUGGGCAAGCUGCGUGCGCAGGUGAAGGAAGUGGAAAGGACGAAAGCGC
Messenger RNA from Closterium sp. NIES-67, 695 nucleotides. The record is from the annotation of a GenBank genome assembly. NCBI's taxonomy places the organism in Eukaryota, Viridiplantae, Streptophyta, Zygnematophyceae, Desmidiales, Closteriaceae.